AUGAAUCAAUUUGGAGUUAUUGUUAGGAGUUUUUCCAAUUCUGCCGCUGUAAAUAGUGCUAUUAAAAAUGUAACAAUUAUCGGCGGCGGUUUAAUGGGAUCCGGCAUUGCUCAGGUCACUGCACAAGCCGGUCAAAACGUGACGCUCGUAGAUGUAAAUUCUGACAUCCUUGCAAAAUCCCAAAAGUCUAUUAACAAUAGCUUGGGGAGAAUUGCGAAGAAGAUUUAUAAAGACAAUCCUCAAGAAGGUGAAAAGUUCGCAAGGGAAGCUUCUGAACGCAUCAAAACAGCCACCGAUCCUGUCGCUGCUGUUAAAGACACAGAUUUAGUGAUAGAGGCUAUUGUGGAGAAUUUGGAUGUGAAGCAUGCAUUGUUCCAGAAAUUAGACAAUGCCGCCCCCGCUCACACAAUAUUUGCAUCAAACACCUCUUCUCUAUCAAUCAAUGAUAUCUCUUCGGUGGUUAAGAGAAAAGACAGAUUUGGUGGUCUACACUUCUUUAACCCUGUACCAGUUAUGCGUUUGUUGGAGGUUGUCCGUGGUGGGGAAACCACUGACAGCACUUUUGACACUAUGAUGCAAUGGGGUAAAUCAAUUGGAAAGACUUGUGUCGCCUGCAAGGAUACACCUGGUUUCAUUGUCAAUCGGUUGCUGGUGCCUUAUAUGGCAGAGGCUUUGAGGCUGCUCGAGAGAGGUGAUGCCUCUGCUCGAGACAUUGAUAUUGCUAUGAAGCUUGGAGCAGGUUACCCAAUGGGUCCCAUUGAACUAUUAGACUAUGUUGGUCUGGAUACAACCAAGUUUAUCUUGGACGGCUGGAACAAGAACUACCCAGACCAGCCUUUGUUCAAACCUAUACCGAUACUAAAUAAAUUAGUAGCUGAAGGAAAACUUGGUGUUAAGACUGGAGAGGGCUUCUACAAAUAUGAUAAGAAAUAA
This is a messenger RNA of Leptosia nina, 933 nucleotides long. Lineage: Eukaryota; Metazoa; Arthropoda; Insecta; Lepidoptera; Pieridae. The record is from the annotation of a GenBank genome assembly.